AUGGGCAAAAUUAGAAUUCCCAAAAGGCGCUUCAGAAAAACUAAGGACUCCACCACCAAUUCUUGUAAUAAUGCAAGCGGUCAUUUUGACGAUCGGGACGAUGACAACGAUGAUGAUGGUCGCAGCGAGGUUCAAAGGAUGGAUAUCUCUUCUGUUUGCUUGUCUCAGAAAUCAAGUAAAUCAGGGAGAAAAUAUAGUGCCUCAGUGUGUAGCAAACACUCAACAACAAAGAAACCAGCGUUCACUAACAUCUUUGACAAACUCGACAUCGAUGUUAAUGAACUGACAAAAGAUCUUGAAUAUUCUGUCAAACAUCAGUUGUCAGGUAAAGAUAAGGAAGAUGGAGGCCAACCUGACCCAGACUAUGAUGAAAAUUUUGACAUGAGAAGUGCCGUUACAAGCAAAUCUCUGAAAGGUCUUGGAUUAAAGAAAGUCGACAAGAGGAAGUUGAGGCAUGAAGUCUGGCUAAAAAAAAUGAAUAUAAUAAAGUCACAUGUUAAAGAAUCAAAAGAGAAGAAAAAUCGUGAAGAAACAGCCAUUGUCGGUGACAUGAAACCACUGGACGAUGCUCUGCCAACUCUUGAUUGGCUGAUGAACAACCAGAAACUGGCCUGUAAGAGAAGAGAGCCAAAGAUAAGAGGAAUCAAGAAACAGAAAGUUGUCCAAAGGGAGAUGAAUGAAGGAAUAGCAUUUUAUCGCUCCAUUCUUCAUCAUCCGGCUUACAAGAGUAAUCCCAUACAGAUGAUCGCUGAACAGCUGAAGAGCAGGAUCGAACAGAAUGAAUGA
Helobdella robusta is the source of this 786-nucleotide messenger RNA. RefSeq lists its product as hypothetical. The transcript has 5 exons. Gene Ontology annotation, cellular component: nucleolus; preribosome, small subunit precursor; 90S preribosome. Lineage: Eukaryota; Metazoa; Annelida; Clitellata; Rhynchobdellida; Glossiphoniidae. Bases 1 to 786 code for a protein of 261 amino acids. The record is from RefSeq and is a predicted model, not a curated record. Gene Ontology annotation, biological process: maturation of SSU-rRNA from tricistronic rRNA transcript (SSU-rRNA, 5.8S rRNA, LSU-rRNA).